Molecule: messenger RNA, 468 nt
Organism: Paraglomus brasilianum
Lineage: Eukaryota; Fungi; Glomeromycota; Glomeromycetes; Paraglomerales; Paraglomeraceae
Source: the annotation of a GenBank genome assembly
GUAUUUGUCCUCAAGUCAUAUUUCGAGUCAGCAUCAGAGCGUGACGUUGUCCCGUCUUUGUCAGAAUUUGUUCAGUUGAAUACUGACUUCGUAUCCAAGCCAACUCCACGCUCGAAUCACCCUUUGGCACUAGAGAGUGCGUGGACAAAGCGUUUUGAGUCAACUGCGAAACUGUUGAAUAGUAGAUUGCACAUACCCAAAGGUUGCGCAUACCCAAAGGUUGUGCAUCACCUCGCCCUAGUAGUGUUGUCGGAACCUCAGUUAGGUCUCGCCCUAGUAGUGUUGUCGGAACCUCAGUUAGGUCACGCCCUGACUGCAGUGGUUAGGUAUUUGCUGCAUACCCCGGUUGCGCAUCCCUCAUCCCCAACAUUGCGUGUCGUAUUCUCCUCGUCCCCCAACCUUGCCAACAGUGGUGUGAUUAAAGACAAGCCGACUGGUCUUGUGUCAUUGAAAGAAGGAAUAUGGUAG